Bombina bombina (fire-bellied toad) is the source of this 1035-nucleotide messenger RNA. Its product is annotated as MAP/microtubule affinity-regulating kinase 4-like. Lineage: Eukaryota; Metazoa; Chordata; Amphibia; Anura; Bombinatoridae. Gene Ontology annotation, molecular function: protein serine/threonine kinase activity; ATP binding. Bases 1 to 1035 code for a protein of 344 amino acids. The record is from RefSeq and is a predicted model, not a curated record. Gene Ontology annotation, biological process: protein phosphorylation; intracellular signal transduction. Gene Ontology annotation, cellular component: cytoplasm. The transcript is spliced from 9 exons.
AUGGAGGGUGAAAGAAACCCACCCACUGCCCUAAGAUGCAGCAACGUUGCUCAGCUGCAUCAGCAGGUGGGGAACUAUUGUCUCCUCAAGACACUUGGGGAAGGCAACUUUGGCCAGGUGAAGCUGGCACUUAAUGUAGAGACCUAUGAAGAGGUCGCGAUAAAGAUCAUUCAGAAGACUCGGCUGAGUCCUGCUAGUCUGCAGAUGGUAAGGAACGUUGUAAACCUCUCUGGUAAAACAGCGAUCACACGGGCUGGGGACCUCUUUGACUAUAUAGCUGAACAGCAGGAGUUAUUUGAGGAAGAGGCACAGAAUUUAUUCCACCAGGCAGAGAAUAUACUGCUAGACAGCAAUGGAAAUAUUAAAGUUGCGGACUUCGGCCUAGCUACCAUCUAUGGCCUUGGUGCCAAACUGAAGUUACAGUGUGGCACACUAAGCCACCAGGCACCAGAGAUCUUGUUAGCCAUGGAAUAUGAGGGCCCCCAGGUGGACAUAUGGAGUAUGGGGGUCAUCUUAUUCAAUAUGGUUUGUGGAUAUCGGCCAUUUGUUGGGCAGAACCACUGGGAGAUAUGUGAUCAAGCCAUCAGUAGAAGCUUUACUGUCCCUCCAUAUGUGUCCACUGAAUGUGAGGCCCUGAUAAGGAAAAUCCUUGUACCAACACCAAGUGAGAGGGCAACAUUGGAGGAGAUUCUGCAGGACCCGUGGCUUAAUAUUCUGUCCAAUACUGACCUGCCGAGUCCACCUAUGGAGCCAGAACAAGACCAUCUGGUUCCUCUUUCCACAGCUUGUCCAGUCAUAGGGGAAGAGCCUGAGAACAUCAGCAGGCAGGAGACACCAUCACCCCCUUGUAUGGACAACGCACUUACACCUGUGGCAAGUGACAUUUCUUGUCUGCCUCAACCAGAUUUAAUGCUGGAGGAGGAGCAUAACACCGUGAGCAGUAACAGCAGCUCACCUAUUACAGAUGUCCCCAGGAAGACCACAUGGCAGCGGUUCUGCGAUCGCCUUCUAGAAUUUGUUAUCUGGUGUCGCUAA